AUGGGAGGCCGGCGGUCUCCGUUAGAACCGGGCUUACCGUCCCAGGCAAAGUUAAGGGAUGACCCCGGGGUAUCCGAAGAGGAUGAGGAGCUGGAGGGUUUCAGGCGGGAGGCGGCAGUCCUGCGUGACAAGCUGUGGGAGGCUCUCAGUCAUACAUCUGGUAACAAAAGGCAGUCCAGUUCUUUGAUCGACCUCACCUCAGACAGUACCUGGGAUCAGCAAAAGCCUCACUUGUUUCCUAAAUCCCACUUGAGGCCAAAAAGUGCUUCAUCUCCCUGGAUUCCUUCCAUCACCAUCCCUCAGCCCUUCGAAAUGACACUGCGGGAAGCUCGCAAAAAGUCCCAGUUGAUGAAGUCAUACAUGUUUCUUGAACUAGACAAACAGAGAGACAAAAGGCAAAGCCAGGACGAAGCUGAAUGUCAGAAACAAUUCCGGGCACAGCCUGUACCUGCCCAUGUGUUUCUGCCCCUUUAUCAGGAAAUAAUGGAGCAGAAUGAGCUUCGCAGGCAAACAGCAACACAGAAAAGAAAGGAGCUGCUACUUUCAACCCAGCGGCCCUUCAGUUUCCUGGAGAAGGAGGAGAAAAAGAAAGAAGCUAUCAGACAAAAGUUCCUGGCAGCAGCAACCCCAAAGGAGAGCUCCAAACAGAAGCAAGCCAGUAAAACAAUUCCUAAAUCUACUUACGAUCCACUUCUUGGAGAUAAACUCAAAGAAGCUGAACUCUACAGAGAAAUCCGCAUUCAAAUGAGAGCCAAGGAUUUGCUUGAGAGCUCCGUAGCUCUUAUAGAUACCAGCAACUGUCGGAGGGAGCCUCAGUCCCGAACUGCCACUAAAACUAAGCAGGAGAGACUUGGCUUCUUGCAGGAUACAAGUUUCAGCUUCAAGCCAAGGAUUAAUCCAACAAUACCCGAUUUUGAAGGACUUUACUGGGCAUUUCAGAGGGAAGCAGUAAGGAGACAAGAAAUCAAAGAGGCAACACGUAAUAAACCAUUCAAGCUAAGAACCUCCAAUCUCCGUGGCAGGCAGAGGCAGGCAAAUGAAAAGAUAAAGGAUUCUCAGCAACUUUCCAAGGUUUCAGUGCACAAAAGUCAUUCUCUGACCAGACUUUCCUCUCUCUCUUCCAACACCCUUCCAGUGCAUAUUACAGAUGCAACUAGAAAAAGGGAAUCUGCGAUUAGAUACUCCCAAGAUAACAAAAAGGAAUGGGACAAAGAAGGAAUUUAUUGGCUGGAGAAACAGAAAAAGAAAUGUCAAGCUAUCCAGAAGUCAGUGAAUAGCCGAGCAAAAGCCCUGGAUCUGCAUAAAAGUCUGGAGGAAACACACAAGGAGAAGUCAAAACAGAACUGGCAAAAUAUGAGAGAGAGAACAAAAGAAUACAGAAAGGAGCUGGAAGAAAUGCAGCUGCGAGUCAAGAACAGACCAUACCUCUUUGAACAGGUCACCAAGCAUGAUGCUCGUCAAGGAGCGGAGCGUCGCUACCGACACACCCUCCAGCAGGUUGGGCUAAGCGAAGAAUUUGUAAGGAAAAAAGGGAAAGAUGCCACUGACUUGCUGGAAGAAGAAUCUGACAUUCACAGAGUGCCCAAGCCUCAGGGUGAAAAGGACGAUGGUACUGUACAGGAAGGAGAACCUCACGAGGAACAGAGCGGAAAGGAAACGCUGAAGAGCUUUCUACACAAUGCAUCUGCUGAGUGCUGUGUCACAGAUCGAAAUGCAGCCUUUCGCUAG
This is a messenger RNA of Nipponia nippon (crested ibis), 1728 nucleotides long. It is a transcript of the gene FAM161B, whose product is annotated as FAM161 centrosomal protein B. Lineage: Eukaryota; Metazoa; Chordata; Aves; Pelecaniformes; Threskiornithidae. The record is from RefSeq and is a predicted model, not a curated record. Gene Ontology annotation, cellular component: cilium. Gene Ontology annotation, biological process: cilium organization.